AAAAUGGGAGAGCAAGUUGCACCUUCUGCAAGACAUUUUGGAUCAAUGGUUGAACGUCCAAGGUACGUGGAUGUACCUGGAGCCAAUAUUUAGUUCUCCGGAUAUCCAGCAGCAGAUGCCAGAGGAAGGACGAAGGUUCACAGCCGUGGACAAGACCUGGAGGGACAUCAUGAAGACCGUCCAAGCGGACCCCAAGGUCCUCUCCGUCGUGGAGAUCGAAAAGAUGCUGGAGAGACUGAAGAAGAGCACGGGUCUCUUGGACUUGAUCCAAAAAGGCUUGAACGAUUAUUUAGAGAAGAAGAGACUCUACUUCCCUAGGUUCUUCUUCUUGUCCAACGAUGAGCUGUUGGAGAUCCUUUCCGAAACGAAGGACCCCACGCGGGUUCAGCCGCACUUGAAGAAGUGCUUCGAAGGAAUAGCAAAGCUGCACUUCGACGAGGACUUGGAUGUGCACAAGAUGAAGUCUGCCGAGGGCGAAGAAGUGGACCUCGUCGACGUAAUCUCUACUUCGGCUGCCAGGGGUCAAGUGGAGAAGUGGCUUUUGGAGCUGGAAGUCGACAUGAGGAAAAGUAUCAAAAAUAAAGUCUUCGAGGCGAUGGAGGCCUAUGAGCUGAAGAAGAGGGUCGACUGGGUCCAGGAAUGGCCCGGACAGACCGUCCUUUGCAUCGGUCAGCUUUACUGGACUCAGCAAGUGGAAAAAGCUCUUGCUCGAGGAGUCGAAGGCCUGAAACGAUACUUCAACCAAUGCCAACGAGAAUUAAACGAAAUCAUCUUGAUCAUCAGAGGGAAACUGCCGAAGCAGACCAGAAUUACUUUAGAGGCUUUGGUCACUUUGGACGUACACGGAAAGGACGUCGUUAACGAUCUCGUAGAAAAAGAAGUUACAAAAAAUGACGACUUCAAUUGGCUUUGUCAACUACGUUAUUAUUGGAUGGAAGACAACCUAUGGACAUACAUGAUCAAUUAUUACCUGCAAUACGGAUACGAGUACCUGGGUAACACAGGACGACUGGUGAUCACUCCUUUGACGGAUCGAUGCUACAGGACGCUCUUCGGGGCGUUGAGCCUUCAUUUGGGUGGAGCUCCAGAAGGUCCUGCCGGGACCGGGAAGACGGAGACGACGAAGGACCUCGCCAAGGCGGUGGCGAAGCAAUGCGUGGUCUUCAAUUGCUCCGAUGGCCUGGACUACAUAGCUCUAGGGAAGUUCUUCAAGGGCCUCGCAUCCUGCGGAGCCUGGUCUUGUUUCGACGAAUUCAACCGGAUAGACCUCGAGGUCCUGUCGGUCGUGGCCCAGCAGAUUUUAACUAUUCAACGGGGGAUCAAUUCAGGGGCCGAGAAGCUGCUCUUCGAGGGCACGGAAAUCUUCCUGGACCCUUCCUGCGCCGUCUUCAUUACCAUGAAUCCCGGAUAUGCCGGCAGGUCGGAACUCCCUGACAACCUGAAGGCCCUCUUCAGGUCCGUCGCCAUGAUGGUUCCGGAUUAUGCCCUGAUUUCGGAGAUCCAGCUUUACUCCUUCGGCUUCUACAACGGCAGGCCACUCGCCGUCAAGAUCGUCACGGCCUACAAACUCUGUUCCGAGCAGCUGAGCAGUCAAUGUCACUACGAUUAUGGCAUGAGAGCUGUCAAGUCCGUGCUGACAGCUGCCGGUAAUCUGAAAUUGAAGUACCCGGAUGAGUCCGAAGACGUCCUGCUCUUAAGGAGCAUCAAUGACGUUAAUCUGCCGAAAUUCCUUAAUCAGGAUCUGCCGCUCUUCAAGGGUAUUGCUUCGGACCUUUUCCCCGGAGUGGUUCUUCCUGAGCCUGAUUACACGCACCUGAACGUUUGCGCGAAGGAAGUCUGCGAGAGGGCGAACCUGCAGUGCACCGACGUCUUCCUGGAGAAGAUCCAGCAGAUCUUCGAGAUGAUGAUCGUCAGACACGGGUUCAUGAUCGUGGGUCUGCCAUUCGGCGGAAAGACCUCGGCCUACAGGAUGCUGGCCGAGUGUUUGGCUCUUCUGGAGGAACGGGGCCUCAUGGGGGAGCACCGGGUCGAGAUAACCGUGAUAAACCCCAAAGCCAUCACCAUGGGUCAGCUUUAUGGUUACUUCGACCCAGCUUCUCAUGAAUGGAGCGACGGGGUCCUGGCCGUGAAUUUUAGGGCCUUCGCGGUCUCCACCAACGAGAACCGCAAGUGGCUGGUCUUCGACGGUCCUGUCGACGCCAUUUGGAUAGAGAACAUGAACACCGUUCUGGAUGACAACAAGAAGCUCUGCCUCAUGUCCGGGGAGAUCAUUCAAUUGGCGCCCACGACUAAUCUCAUCUUUGAGCCAAUGGAUCUGGAGGUUGCCUCUCCAGCGACCGUGUCCAGGUGUGGAAUGAUUUACAUGGAACCAGUUGCUUUGGGCUGGACGCCGCUUUUGAUAUCCUGGUUGAACACUUUACCCUCAACGCUGAGCGAGCAUGUCAAGAAUCAUUUGAAGGACAUGUUCAUGAGGUUUUGUCCCGCGUUGCUGCACCUUAUUCGCAGGUGCAACGCUAAGGAAAUGCUGUACAUGCCGGAUGCCAAUCUGACGAGGUCAGUCAUGUACCUCUUCGAUUGCUUCCUCGAUGACUUUCUAGAUGAGAGGUAUUUAGAAACGGUAUCUGACCUGGACAUGAGAGCGCAGAUCGAGGGAUCCUUUUUCUUUUCCUGCAUCUGGGCUAUGGGAGGAACGUUGCUGGUUACUUAUCGCGACUGGUUCAGCGACCUCUUCAGAGGUCUGAUGGAGCGCGACGUCCCCGAAGAUCUGGCGAUUCGUUUUUUCCUGCCGAAGGAUACGAAGGGCCCGAAGAAGCCCUACAUCAUGCCGAUACCAAGUGCAGGUCUAGUUUACGAUUACAAGUUCGUAAAAGAAGGCAAAGGCAGAUGGAGGCCGUGGUCCGACGACCUCGCGGACCUCCCUCCGAUCCCUAGGGACAUCCCGGUGAACCAGAUCAUCGUUCCCACGGUGGAGACCGUCAGAUACACUCAUCUCUUUUACCAGCUGGUUCGCCACCGAAAGCCGGUACUCCUGGUGGGCCCAACCGGUACCGGAAAGUCCGUCUACGUGAUGGACUUUAUGCUGAAGAAGAUCGACCCCAGCGUGUACAAACCUCUCUUCGUGACCUUCUCCGCUCAGACGACGGCCAACCAGACCCAGGAUAUCAUCAUGAGCAAGAUGGACAAAAGGAGGAAGGGGGUUUAUGGGGCUCCACCUGGGAAACAUUGGGUCAUUUUUGUGGAUGAUCUCUCCAUGCCCUUGAAAGAGGAGUACGGCGCUCAGCCGCCCAUUGAACUUCUUCGGCAAUGGCUGGACCACUGGACCUGGUACGACAUGAAGGCGGUGGUACCCAUUAAGUUGGUCGACAUGCAGCUGAUGUGUGCCAUGGGUCCACCUUCUGGUGGUCAAGAUGUUACUCCUAGAUUUAAAAGACACUUUUUCACGUUGGGCAUCUCCGAGUUCGAGGACGACGUGAUGGUCACCAUCUUCAGCAAGAUUUUCGCCUGGCACUUGUCAACACGUGGAUUUUCCGAAGAAUUCGAGCUUUGUAUCGAUUAUAUCGUGUUUGGGACUUUGGAUAUAUACAAGGAAACCAUGAAGAAUUUGUUGCCAACACCGGCGAAGUCCCAUUACCUUUUUAAUCUUCGGGAUUUCUCCAGAGUUAUUCAAGGUGUCUUGCUCUCGGUACCAGAGACUGUACCUGAUGAGAGUGCCAUGAAGAGAUUGUGGGUUCACGAAGUUUUGCGAGUUUAUGGGGAUCGCCUCGUAGAUGACGCUGAUGCAGCUUGGCUCGUCGAACAGAUUCGACAAACUCUUGUUCAACGUAUGGAAGUGAAAAUGGACGAUCUCUUCCGGGAAUUUAUCAUCGAGCCCUUUACUACAGUAACUGAAACCGGUUUGCGGAAUCUUGUAUACUGUGAUUUUCAAAAUCCAAUGUCCGACGUGAAGUUGUACACGGAAGUGAAGAAUUUGGAUGCACUGGGAGAUGUAGUGAAAGAUUACCUUGUCGAGUUUAACUCGAUUUCGAAGAAACCCAUGAAUUUAGUGCUCUUUAGGUUCGCGGUGGAACAUUUAUCGAAGAUUUGCCGGAUUCUGAAGCAACCCCGAAGUCAUGGAUUGCUGGUGGGAGUCGGAGGCUCCGGUCGUCAGUCCCUGACGAAGUUGGCAGCACACAUCAUGGACUAUGAGGUCUUCCAGAUCGAAUUGUCUCAGCAAUACGGCCCCAACGAGUGGCACGAAGACCUGAAGACCUUCUUGAGGAGGAGUGCAGCGUCCGACUUGCACAGCGUCUUCCUCUUCAGCGAUACGCAGAUCAAGUCGGAGACCUUUCUGGAGGACAUUAGUAACCUGCUGAACUCAGGAGAAGUGCCAAACAUGUUCGCCACUGACGAAAAGGCCGAAAUAUGUGAAAGAAUGCGCCAAAUCGACCGACAGAGGGACAAGAACCUUCAGACUGAUGGCAGCCCCGUUGCACUUUUCAACUUCUUCGUCCAAGUUGUCAGAAAUCAAUUACACAUUGUCGUGUCGAUGUCUCCCAUCGGUGACGGUUUUCGUACGCGGAUUCGCAAGUUCCCAGCAUUGGUUAAUUGUUGCACGAUUGAUUGGCUGCAACCUUGGCCCGAAGAUGCACUCUUGGCGGUGGCUACAAG
This is a messenger RNA of Orussus abietinus, 4647 nucleotides long. Its product is annotated as dynein heavy chain 7, axonemal-like. Gene Ontology annotation, cellular component: dynein complex. The transcript is spliced from 13 exons. Gene Ontology annotation, molecular function: dynein intermediate chain binding; dynein light intermediate chain binding; minus-end-directed microtubule motor activity. Lineage: Eukaryota; Metazoa; Arthropoda; Insecta; Hymenoptera; Orussidae. Gene Ontology annotation, biological process: microtubule-based movement. The annotation marks the transcript as partial. The record is from RefSeq and is a predicted model, not a curated record.